Molecule: messenger RNA, 1011 nt
Organism: Babesia bigemina
Lineage: Eukaryota; Apicomplexa; Aconoidasida; Piroplasmida; Babesiidae
Product: glycogen synthase kinase-3 alpha, putative
Exons: 11
Coding region: 1-1011 (336 amino acids)
Biological process (GO): protein phosphorylation; intracellular signal transduction
Cellular component (GO): nucleus; cytoplasm
Molecular function (GO): protein serine/threonine kinase activity; ATP binding
Source: RefSeq, a predicted model, not a curated record
AUGGUGGGUAAUCCGACAUAUUCCGCAAUUAAGUAUUCAUCACCAACGCAACUGAUUUUGGAUCCGGCGGAACUCACUUUGCACAAGAGAAUUGCACGAGGCGCAUUCGGUUCGGUGUAUCUUGCAACGGACCUCAGUGGUAAAACGUAUGCGAUUAAGAGAACGAGAAAAUUUGGCAUGAAACGGUCUCGAGAAUUGGUUAAUCUGGGGCUUUGUAAGGAUGCCGAAAAUGUCAUGCAGUACAUGGGCACAUUUUACACUAGAAACCGCAGCGGGAUUAUCAUGCAGAACUCGCUUCUAGAACAUAUUCCCUACAGCUUACGCUCAUUCAUACGAGUAUUAAAGCAGAAAGGUGGCUUAGCCCACUGUGGAGUGAGGCGUACGGCAGAGACGCCUUUACAGGGGAAAGAUUGCACACUUCGCCAUCACGAAUCAACCGAUGUUAUGAAUGGAAUGAUAGAAUUGCAUGCCCGAGGACUAGUACACAGAGACCUCAAACCAGACAAUGUGCUUAUUGAUGAUGACCACCUACCUACAAUUGCAAAAAUAUGCGAUCUGGGAUCCGCAAAAAAAAUUAAUCGGCUCUGCUUGACCAACAGGUCAGACAUGGACUUGAAGCAAACACCAUCGACACCAUACGUGUGUUCUAGAUGGUACCGUGCUCCCGAACUUCUUUUUGGAAACACAUUUUACACGGUAUGUCAUGAGAGUGACGCACGACAAGUAAUCACGUUGAUUGAUGUGUUGGGGAGUCCUUCAAAGGCAGAAUUAAAGAGAUUACUCGAUGGUGCUCCUAGCGUUUCCAUACGGAAACAGCUUGGUUUAUUAUUCUUGGUGAAGCACUCAAAAGGAUCCCUUCGAAUGGUCCUCACCGACGUAGCUAAAGGGAACACAAGACUGAUGGCAGUUGCCAGCGUCGCAUACAACCUUCUCCGAUGGUGCCCAGAAGAUAGAAUUUCACUGGAAGACGCACGCAAAAUACUUAAUGCCGGAUGCACACGUGCCGUCUAG